GACCAGACUUCGGUGAUUUCAAUCAGCAAUUAAAAAAUCAAUCAUUUCUUUCUUUCAACUUCAUCAAUCUCUUUAAUAAUAAGGUCUUUUGUCAUGGCUGGUCCUCGUAUCAUCUCCCACUCUGUUCGCCUCCUCGGCGCCAAUCCUGAGAACGUCAGACGCUGGUCUGGGGCAGCUGCUCGUUUUGGUGUUGCUGCUGGCGCUGGUGUUCUCUUCUUUGCCGAGUGCCUUCCCCCAGCUAAGACUGAUUUGUUCUGCAAGCUCCCUGUCAUCGGUAGUUACUGGAAGGAUUAUGAGGCUAAGGAUGAGGAAUAAACUUUUUCAGUUCUUUUUAAAAUCAUACCUUCUGUCUCCUUCAACAAGCAAUUAGCGACCAUCGAUCAUCAACCAUCCAACCAGCAACUACCUACAAUAUUAAGCUCCUUAACAUCCACGUUUUUUUUUUCCUUUGCCCAACAGGGAGC
Molecule: messenger RNA, 464 nt
Organism: Lobosporangium transversale
Lineage: Eukaryota; Fungi; Mortierellomycota; Mortierellomycetes; Mortierellales; Mortierellaceae
Product: ubiquinol-cytochrome-c reductase complex subunit-domain-containing protein
Exons: 3
Coding region: 94-315 (73 amino acids)
Biological process (GO): mitochondrial electron transport, ubiquinol to cytochrome c
Source: RefSeq, a predicted model, not a curated record